CCUUGAGUGUUUCUCGGACAUCUCAGAGUAGUCUAAAUGAGGCGCCCGAUGCUUUCUUGUGUUACAUGACAUAAAGGCUGCAUAAUCAUGUUAGAAUUCUUUGGUAUUAGUAACAUAGAUGUUUCAGAUGAUUUUGGCUCUCCCCUGCUAUAUGCUUCCGCUUACGGCCAAGACGAUACAGUCGAGCUUCUUCUGAAUCAGUACAAAGCCAACCCUAAUUUGAUCUUCAACGAGGUGAAAACUCCACUCCAGGCGUCCAUUCAUUGCGGAUCUUGGGAAAUCGUGGAGCAUUUACUCAAGGCAGGUGCUGAUCCAAAUGGUGGACCAGAUGGAUUAAAAGCUCUGCCAUUUGCAGUUGAACGGGGGGAAACAGAAAUCAUCAAGUUGUUGGUUGAUGCUGGUGCAGAUACAAACGCUACGAAUAUUGUAAGCGUUGGGGUUCAGAGCCAUCUACUUGCUAAUCUUGCGGAAACAUAUUAGCUAACAAGAAACACUUGAUCUCUCGGAUUGCUCCAUGAACCUCACUAUGAUCUAGGAUAACAAGAAUAGCAAUAAAACCACGCAGAUGCAAGCCAUAAACAA
This is a messenger RNA of Papaver somniferum (opium poppy), 582 nucleotides long. Its product is annotated as putative ankyrin repeat protein RBE_0220. Gene Ontology annotation, molecular function: protein binding. The transcript is spliced from 3 exons. Bases 88 to 480 code for a protein of 130 amino acids. Lineage: Eukaryota; Viridiplantae; Streptophyta; Magnoliopsida; Ranunculales; Papaveraceae. The record is from RefSeq and is a predicted model, not a curated record.